AUGGGGGGAAAUCACACAAUGGUUACCGAAUUCAUCCUGUUGGGGUUUCCAGUUGACCCAGGGAUUCAGAUGCUUCUCUUUGGACUCUUCUCCCUGCUCUAUGCCUUCACCCUGCUGGGGAACGGGGUCAUCCUGGGGCUCAUCUCUCUGGACUCCAGACUGCACACCCCCAUGUACUUCUUCCUCUCGCACCUGGCCAUGGUCGACAUUGCCUACGCCUGCAACACGGUGCCCCAGAUGCUGGUGAACCUCCUGGACCCGGCCAGACCCAUCUCCUUUGCUGGCUGCGUGACCCAGACCUUCCUCUUUUUGACAUUUGCUCACACUGAAUGUCUUCUCCUGGUGGUGAUGUCCUAUGACCGAUACGUGGCCAUCUGCCACCCGCUCCGCUACUCUGUCAUCAUGAGCUGGAAAGUAUGUGUUGUCCUGGCCAUCACCUCCUGGACCAUUGGUGUCCUGCUAGCUCUGGCCCAUCUAAUGUUACUCCUCCCAUUGCCCUUCUGUGGACCCCGGGAAGUUAGUCACUUCUUCUGUGAAAUCAUAGCUGUCCUCAAGCUGGCCUGUGCAGACACGCACAUUAACGAGAUCAUGGUUCUGGCAGGGGCAGUGUCUGUGCUGGUGGGACCCUUCUCCUCCAUUGUGAUAUCUUAUGUCUACAUCCUCUGUGCCAUCCUAAAGAUCCAGUCGGGGGAGGGGCGCCAGAAGGCCUUCUCCACCUGCUCCUCCCACCUCUGUGUGGUUGGACUCUUUUAUGGCACGGCCAUUAUCAUGUAUAUUGGGCCCCGGCAUGGGAGCCCCAAAGAGCAGAAGAAGUAUCUUUUGCUGUUCCACAGCCUUUUCAAUCCCAUGCUCAACCCCUUGAUCUAUAGUCUCAGGAACAAAGAAGUUAAAGCUGCUCUGAAGAGGCUGCUUGACUAA
Condylura cristata (star-nosed mole) is the source of this 918-nucleotide messenger RNA. RefSeq names its product olfactory receptor 2A25-like. Gene Ontology annotation, cellular component: membrane. Bases 1 to 918 code for a protein of 305 amino acids. Gene Ontology annotation, molecular function: G protein-coupled receptor activity; olfactory receptor activity. NCBI's taxonomy places the organism in Eukaryota, Metazoa, Chordata, Mammalia, Eulipotyphla, Talpidae. The record is from RefSeq and is a predicted model, not a curated record. Gene Ontology annotation, biological process: G protein-coupled receptor signaling pathway. The transcript has a single exon.